Halteromyces radiatus is the source of this 1832-nucleotide messenger RNA. RefSeq names its product protein-tyrosine phosphatase-like protein. The record is from RefSeq and is a predicted model, not a curated record. Gene Ontology annotation, biological process: dephosphorylation. Gene Ontology annotation, molecular function: phosphoprotein phosphatase activity. The transcript has 12 exons. The coding region runs from base 93 to 1739 and encodes 548 amino acids. NCBI's taxonomy places the organism in Eukaryota, Fungi, Mucoromycota, Mucoromycetes, Mucorales, Cunninghamellaceae.
CGCCACGUUUUUUUUCUUUUUGAAGACCCGAACACACUUAUAUAUAUUCUGUCUCUUUCUUUCUUUUCAUUUGACAUUAACAAAACUCUUCAAUGACCGCCAAUGAACGUAUCAGUAUUAUUAACAACAAAGGUGAAAAUAUUGUUGGUAUCCUAGAGAAAAAGCCUGAACUUGACGCUGGACGCAAGCAGCCUCGACUUAUGCUUAUCAGUCAUGGUGUACUAGGACAUAAGGACUAUUUAUUUUUUAGACUUCUUGCACAAGAACUUCCUGUGAGCAGUUUCCGCUUUGACUUUAGAGGCAAUGGAGAUAGUGAAGGACAAGCUGGAUAUGCAAAUAUGGCUGAAGACGCUGAUGAUAUCGAUACUGUGGCCUCCUAUUUUAGAAAAGAAGGAUAUGAAAUUUUUGGUGUUAUUGGACACUCUCGAGGUGCUGUUGCAUGUUUGAAAUAUACAUCUAAUUGUGAAACAGCUAUUCCUCAUGUCAUCAAUUUGUCUGGAAGGUACAAGAUGAAUGAUAAUCAAAUAUACAAGAAUAGACCAGAAAUUGGUGCUGCUUUGGAUAAGGAUGGUUAUUUCAACUGGGAAGUGAAACAGCGUGAUCGUAUUGUACAAAUUCAAGUGACAAAAGAAGAUGUGGAUAAAUUCUGUUCUUGGGAUAACUCUUAUGUCAAGAAUAUGCCUCUUUCUACAUGUGUUUUAACAGUUCAUGGUAUCAAUGAUAAUAUUGUACCUGUUUAUAAUGCUGCCAUGUAUGCCAAUGCUAUUCCAAAUCAUACUCUUGUCUUACUUCCUGAUGCUGAUCAUAACUUCAAGGGUCAUUUUGAGGAAGUUGUCAAGACAAUUGUGGAUCAUUUGAACGAUCAUGAAAAUGACGCUUACAAGAAGAUGGAUACCAUGAAUUAUCCCUCUGCUGUGUUGAUUCCUCGUUGGAUUGAUGUGGAAGGUGUUAAAAACUUUCGAGAUGUUGGUGGAUGGCCGUUAAAGGAUGGUACUGGUUACGUCCGAGAACGAACUGUGUUUCGCUGUGCUCACUUGGGCCAAAUUACCCCUAAAGGAGUAAAUGUUUUACAUCAGUUACAUGUCAAGGCCAUCUUUGAUUUUCGGGCAGAACCUGAAAUUGAACGUUAUGGGGAAUUUCCUGGAGCCGAUGGAAUCACUGUCUAUCCAAGUUCGAUGUACUCCAAGGAAGAUUUUGAACCUGAGAAGAUGGCCGCUAGUUUUCAAGACUAUUUUGAUGGACCUCCUGGCUUUGCAAGAUCAUAUAUGCAAGUUUUAUCAGUAGCAAAGCAGCAAUAUGGCAAGAUCUUUCAUUACAUGAUCAAAGAAUUAUCGCGUGAUUCGAGAAACUCGUUGAUUGUUCACUGUACUGCUGGCAAGGAUCGGACUGGAUUAUGGUGUGUGCUUUUGUUGGGCUUAUGUGGAGUUGAUGAAGAAGUCAUUGCAAGGGAAUAUGCAUUAACCAAUUUGGGAUACUGGGUGGAAGAUAAGGAAAUUGAAUUUCGAGCCAAGUAUACCAACACUACUUUUGAACAAAUGAAAACUGCCUGCUCUGCACCAUAUGAAGCUAUGAAGAUCUUUUUGGUGUCCGUGAAGGAAAAAUAUGGAUCUUUCGAGUCAUAUAUUCAAAAUGAAUGUGGAUUGACAGCAGAUGAAUGUAGCACUCUUCGGCAAUUGAUGGUGAUACCUAUUCCGUUUGAACAAAAACAACUCUAUCGCAAAAAAGUGGACUCGACAUAGAGCACAAUGCUUUUUUUUCUUUUUUUUUUUUUACAAUCUACUUGGGAUAGUACCCUAUGUUUAGUAUUUAAAUAUAUAUAUCUGUAUGUAUUA